UGUAGCACAUGCUCCGUUGGCCGGAGCCGCACCCGCAAAAGACGGUAGUCCCGGUGGCUUAUGAAAGCCGCUAAAGACGAAAAGCUUGGCAUUAAUUGUACCAUUCCGACUUCCGUCAACAUUCCACAUCAAUGCUAAAAUACUAGAAACCCGAACAAGCGUCCGUGAAUUUAGAGAGUGAAGAACAAAACAAAGCGAGUACAGAAUAGACGAGAAAACGAGACGAAGAGACCUGACACCAUAUAUUGACCAUGUCAGCCAACGGGGCACCGCCCGAAACAGACGAAUUCUGGAUAUUUGGUUACGGAAGUUUGAUAUGGAAACCCCCUCCACACUACGAUCGACGGGUCCCAGGCUGGCUCACGGGCUACGUCAGGAGGUUCUGGCAGGCGAGCCAAGACCACCGCGGCACGCCCGAAGCCCCCGGCCGCGUCGUCACGCUGAUCGAGCGGUCAUUCUGGGCUUCGCUCGUGGACGCGCACGACUCGGCGCCGGAGAAGGUGUGGGGCGUCGCGUACCGGAUCCAAGCGGACAAGGUCGCCGAGGUGAGGGAGCACCUGGACAUCCGGGAGAUCAACGGGUACACGAUCCACCACGCGCCCUUCCACCCGGCGGACGGGUCGUCGCCGGCCUUCCGCACCCUCGUCUACAUCGGCACCCCGGACAACGACCAGUUCACGGGGCCCCAGGACCCGCAGGCCCUCGCCGAGCACAUCUACGUCAGCGAAGGCCCUAGCGGCCUGAACAGGGACUACCUGCUGGGCCUCGAGAAGGCCCUCGACGAGCUGAGCCCCGAGAGCGGCGACGCCCACGUGACGGAUCUGUCGAAUCGCGUGCGCGAGCUCGACCGCAAGCGCCGCGAGGGCCGGUUUCAGGUCGAAGGCUUCGAGCACCCCGUCUCGCACGAGUUUAAGAGAGUCAGCAGCGUGGACGAGCAGGAAGAAACAGAGAAGACGUGAACUGGUAUACCUAAGUAGGUAUCCUACAGGGGGAGAGAUGCUAUAAAUGUCAUAGAACUUAAGUGGAGAAUCACACAUCAUUGUCAAAAGUUCAAGCCGAGAGUAUUGAAAAUCAU
Daldinia caldariorum is the source of this 1075-nucleotide messenger RNA. RefSeq names its product ChaC-domain-containing protein. The record is from RefSeq and is a predicted model, not a curated record. Lineage: Eukaryota; Fungi; Ascomycota; Sordariomycetes; Xylariales; Hypoxylaceae. Gene Ontology annotation, biological process: glutathione catabolic process. Bases 252 to 959 code for a protein of 235 amino acids. Gene Ontology annotation, cellular component: cytoplasm. Gene Ontology annotation, molecular function: glutathione specific gamma-glutamylcyclotransferase activity; gamma-glutamylcyclotransferase activity. The transcript has 6 exons.